CCUGUCAUCUGUCAUAUUAAAAAGUGACAAUAAUAAUAAAUAAUAAUAUUAAUAAUAAACAACACGAAAAAGUGUAAACCCGAUUUUUUUUUUUAAAUUUUAAUCAAACCAGUUUUUCAGAAGGAAUUUGAUAUAUUUACCUUUGUAGAAGUCGACAUAACAAAAAAUAAUGUCUGGGAAUAUGUGUGCUGUGUAUACAUGCAAUAAUAGUUAUAAAAAUCACUUGCCAGGUGUAACAUUUCAUAGGUUUCCGAAAUCUAUUAUAAUGAGGAACAAAUGGGUACUCUUGUGCAGUAGAGGCGACAAAUUCAAUAGUGCCAAUAGCAGAAUUUGUUCAGAACAUUUCCUUAAAGAAGAUUUUAAACGCGAUUUGAGAAAUGAGUUACUUGGGUUGCCAUUAAAAAAAGAAUUAAAAGAAGAUGUUGUACCAUCGCGAAAAAUCUUAAAAAUGGAACCAGAAAAAAGUCAAUCAGCAGUUAAUCAGGAGGAUGAAAAUUUGUUAGAAAAUGAGGAUGUAAACAGUUCUCAAAGUUCCUCGCUCGCUUCAACAUAUGAACAACCAUAUAAAGAACUACUGGAAAAAAAUAGGAAACUUAAUUCAAAUUUAAUUAAAAUGCAAAAGAAGUUAGAAAACAAAAACAAAAAAAUUAAAGUCUUAACUGAUCAAAAAUCUGAGAAAAAAAUCAAAACCCAAAAAAAACUAAAGUAACAAAGAAAAGGGGCUGAUCUCCCAUUUGAUGCAUAAAUACUUAAAAUAAAAAAAUCUCAGAUAAACCAAAUAGCUUCGCUAAUGCCGGGUCCAGAUCAAGCAGACAAAAAGUAAACACGGGAAAACUGCGACAAAAAUUUGGGUAUUGGGACAAGACAAAAUUGAGACAAACUGUCCACACCAGAAAGACAAAAAUGUUCAACAAAAUUUAGUUGUUGGUUGUUGCGAAGCAGUUGCUUAUCCAUGUGGCGUCUCCAGUUACGUAACACGAUAACAGUUUGUUUUAGUCCAGUAACAGAACCUGAGGUCUUAAAUAUUAUUUAAAAAAAAUUAAGUCAAAAGCAACAGAAUUGGACGGAAUAAAUAUUUUAACUUUAAACCUCUGCUUACCGUUCCUUUCACCCUAUAUAAUGCAAAUCAUUAUAAACUAUUGCUUAAGAGAAUCCGUUUUUCCAUCUUCCUAGAAAAAAGCCAAAGUCACCCCACUUUCAAAAAUAAAAAAAUUCUGAAUCUUUCAAUAAUCUCAGACCCACUAGCGUUCUACUGUUCCACCGACAAUGUCCAAGAUCCUAGAAAAAAUCGUCAAAGCUCAACUGCAGACACCUAUUGAAAAAUAUAAUCUUUUACCUGUGCACCAAUCAGGAUUUCGGCCCAAUUAUAGUUGUGCAAUAGCACUUACCAAAAUAACAAAUGAUAUAAUAGAGCAAUUGAUAAAGGCUAACUAACAGUCCUUGUAGUUCUUGAUUCCUCAAGGGCUUUUGACACAUUGAAUCAUCAGCUUUUGAGCUCCAUUAUGCAUUACUUGGGAUUGUCCAGGAGUGCAAACAAAUUGACCAGUUUUUACUGGGUAGAAAUCAAGCGGUUUUUUAUGAUAACAAUCAUCUUCAUUUUUGCAGGUAGCAACAGGCGUUCCUCAAGAAACAAUUUUAGGUCUUCUGAUGUAUUCUAUGUACGUCUUUAGCUUUCCUUCUGUGUUUCUUUUGUACGUCUUUAGCUUUCCUUCUGUGUUUCUUUCCUGCUUUCAUCAUUUUUACUGUGAUGACAUACAGUUAUACUUGUUUUUUCUAUAACUGAAUCCGAUCAAGCUGUAGCAGCUAUUAACUACGAUUUAAAUAAUGUUCUGGAUCUUUCUAAAAAACACGGUACAGUCUUCAAUUAAAUACUCAAAGGUCAGGCAUGAUUGUCUUUGGACCAAAAAAUCACAGAGAGGAAUUUCUGGCUACAUGUGGGGGUGUAUUAAACUGGGUUCUGAGCCUAACGUUGAGCACAAAUCUAUUAGAAACUUAGGCCUUAUUAUUAAUCAGAAUUUAAGGUUUACAGACCACAUUAAUAGGUGCCAGCAAGGGGUUCUGCCAACUUAAGGAUGAUCUACCAGUCAAUAUGUUUUGUCAAAUGUUUUAGUGAAACUGCUUAGGCUGCUUUUGACCAGUAGUGUAUUCCCUGAUUUUUGAAAGUUGUCCUAUAUAACUCCUGUACAUAAAAAUGGUGAUAGAAAUAUAAGUUUGGGACACGACGCCGAAGGCGGAGAUAGUGUUCCAUCCCUUUGAACAAAAUAAAAUCACUUUUAGCACGUGGUGUUUAUGGCCCGUUAUUGCACUGACAUGAAGAUUACUCAACAGACAGAAGACAAGUUGUGAAAAUAAAACAGUUUUAUUCCGAUGAAAUAGCUGUUACGUCGGGUGUCCCUCAGGGAGCUCAUUUAGCUCCAUUGCUAUUUAAUAUAUUUGUGAAUGACGUGGUUAAUCGAGUUGAAUUUUAUGAAUGUUUACUUUAUGCUGAUGAUGACCUAAAAUUGUUUAAAAUUAUUGAAUCUCCUGAUGACUGCUUGAGACUGCAAAAAGAUCUAAAUUCAUCAUCUGUAUGGAGUAGACAACUGUAUGGAGUUAAAUGUAAGAAAGUGUAAGAUUUUAACUAUAUCUAGGAGGAAUAAUUAUAUUGUAUUUGAAGAUUAGUGAUGUAAUUUUAGAAAGAAUGGACCAGAUCAAAGAUUUGGGUUUUUAUAUUGAUAGUGGACUUCGCUUCCCUAUAAAUUUUAUUAAAAAUAGAGCUUUAAAACUAUUAGGAUUUUUUACCAGAAGUAUAAGAGAUUUUAAUGACAAUAAUUGUUUGAAGUUACUUUAUUGUUAUGUGAGGCCAGUGGUUGAAUAUGCAAGUCCUGUAUGGUCUCCUUACUACAAUGUAUAUAUUUAGUUAUUUGAAAAAGUGGAAAGAAGAUUUCUUCGACUUAUUGGUUUUAAGCUGGACAAUCCUGUUGAUCAGACUAAUUAUAGUGAUAUUGAAAAUUUACUAAACUAAACUCACAAACUCUAAAAGCCAGGCAUGGUCAGUUGGACAUGUGUACAUUGUACAUUGUAGUUCAUUGUAAGUCUGAUUUCACUAAAUGUGCCACAAAAAGCGAUGUGGGAUCAUGAGUAUCUUUUUGUUCAGUUCCAUCGAACAAAUUACAGUAUGCAGUCCCAUAACCAGACUUUAUAGACUUCUGAUUUUUAUAGCACCAAUAUAGGAUUUUUCAGACAAGCACUUAGGAGACUAGACUGGUCAGUGCCUUGACUCUUGACAGUGUUAUUGUUGGGUAUUUUUUCUUAUAUUGUACUUUGUAACUUUAACAUGAGAAACCGUUAAUAAACAUUAUUAUAAUUUCUGUAUAUUUAAAAGAGUUUGAAGUUCAUCAUAAUUACAAUGGAAUCAUACUUUAGACUUAGUUAACUUGUAAGCAAUAAAUCUUAAAAAUCUCUUUUGUAUUUUUUCCUUGAUUUUUUCUAAUUGAUAUUUAUGGUUGUUUUCAGUUGUGAUAGUUGAUUGAGCAAAUGUAGUAUUUAGGGGCAGAAUGUAAAAUAAGUAGCAAAACCAAGGCUCCUGAUUUGUGUUUACAAACAAAAUAAAAAUUUAACAAAAAUAACAAUGUUUGUGAUUUUUAAUUGAAUAAUUUUAUUAGCUCUGAAACAACUUUAACAUUAAUACUGUUGCCUAAAACCAUGUAUUUUUGCCUGUUAGUUAAAUUAUCUGGAAAAGCAAACGUUUCAGGAAAACACAUUAGUCGUGAUAUUUCUUUGGCAGUAAAAAACCGUAGAUUUAAGGAUUCAGCGAGUUCCAAAUAUUUUUCACUGUCCGAUUGCAUUUGGUGUAAUUUCUUAAUAUUUUCCAGAACUUCCUCUUCAUUAUUCUCAGUAUAGACACUUCCUGUACCCUC
Messenger RNA from Ceutorhynchus assimilis (cabbage seed weevil), 3899 nucleotides. The record is from the annotation of a GenBank genome assembly. NCBI's taxonomy places the organism in Eukaryota, Metazoa, Arthropoda, Insecta, Coleoptera, Curculionidae.